AUGGUCAAUAUGAAACGGCUGAGCAAAUACAAGCAUACGACGACGAUUCAAUUGGCCCAAAUCGAGACCACUGGAACAAGGACGGUGGUUGUGGAUGCGAACAAGAAUGUUUUUGUCUUCAAUCCGGUAUUCGAUACUCUUCUUGAAAUAUCGACGUCAUGCGGCAACAUAAUCGACGUGCUGUGGGAAAAUUGGUCCCCUGAAAAGUUGCACGAGUUACUGCAGAAGUUCAUGUCCUUGAAAAGUUGGCACAAGGCGUGGAAGAUUUGCACUGUGAUUGGAAGCUCUGAAUCGUGGUUGACACUGAGCCACGCUGCCCUAGAGCACCUGAAUCUUGACUUUGCCAUGAAAGUGUACAGAGAAAUGAAAAACGUUUCGAUGGUUUGGUACCUGACUGAAAUCAAAGAGUAUGAAGACCGCAAUUUGUUGGCCGGAUGUAUUGCUAUUAUACUUGGCCAGUACGAUAUGGCAGAAAAGUAUUUUCUGGAAUCCAGUUCGCCUGAACGAGCCCUUGAGAUGAGGCGUGAACUUCUACAGUGGGAAAAGGCACUCCAGUUAGCAAAGCAGAUAGCUCCGGAUAUGAUACCAUUCGUUGCCAAAGAAUGCGCUCAGGACUGCGAAUUUUCGUAA
Molecule: messenger RNA, 630 nt
Organism: Soboliphyme baturini
Lineage: Eukaryota; Metazoa; Nematoda; Enoplea; Dioctophymatida; Soboliphymatidae
Source: the annotation of a GenBank genome assembly